Molecule: messenger RNA, 492 nt
Organism: Peronospora matthiolae
Lineage: Eukaryota; Oomycota; Peronosporomycetes; Peronosporales; Peronosporaceae
Source: the annotation of a GenBank genome assembly
AUGAGUGUAGUGUCCCGAGCACUGCGACACGUCCGAAAACAGGACGUGGUGACCACCGUUGGCCGAGGAAGGGUCCAAGUCGCGGGUCCGAACACGUCGCUGAGCUGCGACAGCAAGUCGGACCGCCAAGAACGGUCCGGGUCAGUAGGGGCGGAGCACCCUGCUGAUCCAGCAAUGUCAACAGGAUUUGCAGGACUCUUGACGAAGAUUGCUCCCAACACGCAGUCUCUGUGUGUUACUCCCCCUAGUGAUGAGCUGUCCCUCAUCACUUUUAAAAUCGAAGUGACAAGUGGAAUUUCACUUCGCGCCCUAGUUGACUGUGGGGCGUCGAAUAGUCUUAUUCGACGCCACUCGCUAGUAAAUGGUACGCUCAACUAUGUUAAGCGAGAGUUCCCUCCAACGAGGAUGACGGUAUGCCUUGCUACAGGCGCAUCCGUAACAGUGAACAAACGUGCAGUGGGAAUCCACUACACGAUAGAAGGAAGGCAGUAG